Molecule: messenger RNA, 2289 nt
Organism: Rana temporaria (common frog)
Lineage: Eukaryota; Metazoa; Chordata; Amphibia; Anura; Ranidae
Product: NXPE family member 1-like
Exons: 6
Coding region: 86-1729 (547 amino acids)
Source: RefSeq, a predicted model, not a curated record
AACAUAAAAAGAGGACGCGGCUUGGAGGUCUUCUUUACAAAGGCUGUGCAACACCAGGCAGGACAACACAGCGAAGAUCUCUGGCAUGGAGACCAAUAGAAUGUUCAAACCAAGCAGAAAAGUUUAUAUGAUCAUUUUGUGUUGUACAGUUUUCGUGGUGUUUAGAUACAUCGUUCAGCUAAACUUCAGUCAGCUUCCCAGCUUUCACUUUUUCAAUGUAAUAAAUGAUCUGGCACCUGCCUAUGGAAAAAUUGGGCACAUUGCCACAACAACGGAAAGCGAAACCUUCGACCAACAAAUAACUGACAUAAUGACCAGGAUAAACGCUACAAUCCCCCAAAAGGAUAACAUGUAUUUUAAUGAAACCACCAGCGCGUUGAAGAGCACAGCAAAAAUAUUGAACUAUAAACCUAAUUAUUGUGUUGGAGACACCUUGAUUUUCCAGGUUGACGUGUUCAAUUAUUUGGGGAAAAGGAAGACUUAUGGAGGAGACUUCUUACGAGCCCGGAUGAUUUCACCAAAUCCUGGAGCUGCGGCUUGUGGAAGAAUCGAGGACUUCAAUAAUGGAACUUACAAUAUUUAUUUUACGUUAUUUUGGGAAGGACAAGUACAAAUAUCCAUUCGUCUAUUGCAUUGUAGUGAAGGGGUAUCUCUAUUGUGGAAAACAAGGAACAUGGGAUACAAUUAUAUGGCCUACACAGGAAAAUUCCUUAAUAAAACCCAGGAGGUAUAUACGAAAUGUGGCAUGCACUUGGAUUCCCAAGAAGAAAAAUGUACAUAUUUGGAUAAGAAAUAUAAAGAAGUUUUCUACUGUAUCAAGUUACCAGCAGUACCUUGUGAGGCUUUCAUAGCAUUAAGUAAUGAGUACACACAAUUUACGUACUUCAGCAACGAGAACAAGACUCUGUUUACCCAGAUCCAUGGCGUAGAAAUUCCCAAACAAGCUGAAAGAAUUGAUGUUUUAAAGUGCCCAAAAACUCCUGUGACUGCGACUUCAAAAUGCCAAAUUGGGACAUCUCUUCCCUUCCCCAGUGGUUAUUUUAUGAAGAACCAAUGGUUCCCCUCGCAUUGCAAUCUUUCUUCCUAUGAGCCCUUGUUAAACGUAACUAAAUGUUUGGCUGGAAAAAUGAUAUAUUUGAUGGGCGAUUCAACACUCCGCCAAUGGAUAGAAUUCUUCCCAAAUAUCCUAAAGGAUCUGAGAUUUUUUAACAAUCACGUAACUGGUUGGCACAGGCCCUACGUGGCAUAUGACCUACAAAACAACAUCUUCAUUCAAUGGAAGAAACAUGGACAUCCAUUUGUAGCUAAAAUCUACUUCAGCAUCAAAGAUCAUGCAUACAUAGCCAAUGAACUUGACAAGCUUGCUGGUGGCUCCAACACAAUCGUAGUGCUAACUAUAGGACAGCACUUCCGACCCUAUCCUUUUCCCCAUUUCAUCAAAAGACUUUUGGGCAUGCGAAGUGCCUUAGAGAGCCUGUUUUUACGAAGUCCGGAUACAAAAGUUGUCAUAAAGUCUGAAAACAACAGGGACUAUGGGCUUGACGUGGAGCGAUUCAGUGACUUCCAUGGUUACAUCAAUUACCUCUUAGUAAAAGACAUCUUCAGUGGACUUAAUGUUGGGAUGAUAGAUGCUUGGGACAUGUCCAUAGCAGUUGAUUCUCAAACUGGCCAUCCGCCGGAGUUUGUUGUUAUGAAUCAGAUCAACAUGUUCUUGUCAUAUAUCUGUUAGAAGAGAAGGUUGGGGUUGGUAAAAAAAAACAUACAAAAAACUACAAGUGACAAACACAAAAAAAAUUCUUGUACAAUACAAGAUCACACAAUUUUCAUUCAAUCCAUUCAGUUUUGUCUAUAUUCCCAUCGCACACUUUCCUGAAUUAUAGGCUUCUCUGUAGAAGGGGCAUACUGGAUACAUCACAGAUAAGUAAACAUGUUUUCCAGCACACCGUGGAUCUUCAAUUGUAGUCCAAAACUUUUUAAAAAAGUGCAACGUUUCGGAGCCAUGCAGGACCCCUUCGUCAGGUAUGUGAUGACAUCUCAUGACAUCUCAUCUCAUCACCUGCCUGACGAAGGGGUCCUUUGUGACUCGGAAACGUUGCACUUAUUCUGUUGUGAUUUGAUCUCUCUACCAAUCUCUGCUCGUUGAGAGGCUGAGCCGGGUGUCAGUCCGCUCUCUGCUAAAAAAAGGUCACAGGAGUCCAGAACAAGCUUUGCCUGCACUUUUCCUUUAAGUACACUAGCUGAAUUUAAAAAUGUUAACAAUUUUUAUAAUGUAUACAUAACUUCAUCAAC